This is a messenger RNA of Closterium sp. Yama58-4, 2205 nucleotides long. The record is from the annotation of a GenBank genome assembly. NCBI's taxonomy places the organism in Eukaryota, Viridiplantae, Streptophyta, Zygnematophyceae, Desmidiales, Closteriaceae.
AUGACGUCAGCACGCUUGUCAUGCGCUUUCGAACGCCACGCGCAGGGCGCCGCAUCAUCAUCCAGCUCAAUGUCUGCAUCCCGAGGCGCGCAUUUCUCUGCAGGCCGAGGCUUGUUCGUCUCCUUUCUCCCUUCAGUGGCAUCCCUUUCGGGUGUUUCUUGCUCGCGAUUCGGAAGGACGGAAGAUCUUUCUCGUUUCCCGUUUCAAGCUGUGUCUUCUCCGCAGCUCGCGUCCGUUUGCUCCGUACGCGGCAGUAGUAGAUUCAGUAAGCGCAGCAGCAUGGCGGCGGAGGUAGGCCGCGCGGGGGGCGCGCCUGGCGGCGGAACGGGGGAAUCGCCAGCGGAGCGGGAGAGGGCGCUGAUCCACGUGGCGGCGCCGCCCGCGAGUCUCAAGGAGAAAAUCGAGGAGUGGUGGGAGCAGAUCGGGCGCGAGCAGCACCAGGCGCGGCGGGAGGGGAAGUGGGGCGGAGGGGAGCGGGCGGCGGAAGGGGGAAGGGCGGCGGAAGGGGAGAGGGCGGAAGGGGAGGCGGAGAGGGAGAGGGCGCGGAGGGUGACUGCAGACGAGGUGACUGAAAAGAAACUCGUGGCUGUGAGCCAGGUGCUGGCUCUGCUGCCGAUUUCUCUCUUCCCUAAAGUCACAACGGUGCACGAGGUGACAGCCAACACGACUCUGUAUGAUGCCAUCAAGCUACUGUCCCGCCACAACCUCACUACUGUACCCGUUAGAAGCAUUGCUGGGGAGGCUGCAGGGCGGCGCAGGGGGAGGGGUGGAGCAACGGACGUCGAAAUGACAGAAUCAGAGCAACAGGCUGAGGGAGGGGAGGGAGGAGAAGGCGAGGGAGCAACAGGGGUGGUGGAAGAGCCGGCAGAGGGAGAAGGAGAGAUGGAGGAGGAAGUUGAGUUGGAGGAAGAAUGGGAGCCGCAGUAUCUAGGCAUGAUGGACCUGGCAGGCGCAGUUAUCCUCUGGGUCUUCGCCAAUCUCGAAGCAUCUUCGAUUGGAUACGCCACAGCGUCAACCCUUGCUGCCUCCCUCGUCGGUUCCUUCGUCGCAGCAGCUGGGGCAGCUGCGCUCGGAGCUUCGGCCGGACCUGCCGCAGCCGCGGCAGCUGCCGGAGCUGCAGCAGGCUCGGCAGCAGCACCAGGCGGGCAGGAAGCAGCAGAGGAAGGCUCUCCUGGAAAGGAGCUGGGAUCAUACAUGGCAACUGCCAUGGCUUCUCGCUCUCCCGCUCGCACCGGCCGCUAUUUCUUCGAGGAGCUUCUGAAGAAUGAGGCGUUUCACACCACGCGGGUCGCGGAUCUGGCUGGAUCGUUCCGCUGGUCGCCCUUUGUGUAUCUCAAGCCGUCCGACACUCUUCUCACGCUCUUCCUCCUCAUGUCCAAGUACGCAAUUUGCUCUUUGACUUCAAUCCUGUACGCCAUCCGCUCCGUGCCAGUGCUGCCGCCCGGCCCGGAGUCGGCGAUAUCGACGGUGAUCACGCAGUCUGCUGCAGUGGGCUUCCUGUGCGAGUGUGACGGCAUGCCCUGGUUCAAUUCCAUUGCUGACUGCACGCUAGCUGAACUGGGGUUGCCUCUCAUGCAGCCUGAAGAGCUUGUCAAGGUGGAGGACGAUGCAGCGGUCACAGAGCCCUUCCGGCUGAUGAUGGAGCAUGACAUAGGAGGGGUGCCCGUGGUGGGUAAGGGCUGCAACCGCCUCAUUGCCAACAUCAGUGCGCGCGACAUUCUGCACCUCGUGGGCUCUCCAGAGAUUUUCAAGCGCCGCCAGGAACAGUCCUUCACUGUUCGUGAUUUCAUAGCAGCAGCAAACGAGCCCAUCUCAUCAGCCACAGAAGUGAUCUGGCCGGUCAUGACGCCUCCCAUCACCUGCUCUACGUCCACCCCCCUUCGCAACGUGCUGCAUGCUCUCAACCGCACCCACAUUCACCGCAUCUACGUCACUGCCUCCCCUUCUCCUGCUGCCGCUGAUGCUCCUGCUCCUGCUCCUGCUACUGCUGGGGCUGGGACUGAGUUUCCUACCGGUGCCUCUGCUGGUGGUGCUGCUGCUGGUGCUGCUGCUGGUGCUGGUGCUGCGGGUGGCGCUGGUGCUGUGAGUGCAGGGCAGCAGGAGGUGAUAGGAGUGGUGACUCUGCGGGACAUCAUUGGCAAGUUUGCUGCUGUUCCGGCUGACGUGGCCCUGGCUGCUGGUGCUGACGUGGGUGGGGAGGAGUGA